Molecule: messenger RNA, 1281 nt
Organism: Daphnia magna
Lineage: Eukaryota; Metazoa; Arthropoda; Branchiopoda; Diplostraca; Daphniidae
Gene: Stoml2
Product: stomatin-like protein 2, mitochondrial
Exons: 6
Coding region: 157-1233 (358 amino acids)
Cellular component (GO): membrane
Source: RefSeq, a predicted model, not a curated record
UCUUAAGAAAUAUUAAGUUAGAUAGUUAAGUUGGGGAUUCAUAAUUUAACAAAUUGUUUACCACCCAUUUCUUUCUCAAUAAAAAACACUGCAUCGCCAUUGCCGUCGUUCACAAACGGCAUUUCUCUUUCCGCUUCUGCUUUGAAGUUAUACAAAAUGAUGACCGCAAUGACAGCAAGUGUUAGAAGCCUAGCACAUGUACCGAGAUCUCGACUUAUAUAUCAAACUGCGGUCCGGUGGAGGUCUUCAACACCUUUAAAUACAGUUAUGUUGUUUGUACCACAACAAGAAGCAUGGGUUGUUGAACGCAUGGGGAAAUUCCAUAAAAUCCUCAAGCCCGGGCUUAAUUUUCUUAUACCAAUUUUGGAUAAUAUAAAAUAUGUUCAGAGUUUGAAAGAAAUUGCAAUUGAUGUCCCACAGCAAUCUGCUAUUACCUUAGACAAUGUAACUUUAAGCAUUGAUGGUGUGCUUUACCUCAGAAUUGUUGACCCCUACAAGGCAAGCUAUGGUGUUGAAGAUGCAGAAUUUGCCAUAACCCAAUUGGCCCAGACAACUAUGAGAUCUGAACUGGGCAAAAUCCAUUUGGAUAGUGUGUUUCGGGAAAGAGAAAAUCUCAAUCUGGGAAUUGUUGAAGCAAUCAAUAAAGCAUCAGAAGCAUGGGGAAUAGCUUGUCUACGUUACGAAAUUCGUGAUAUCAAACUUCCCGCACGUGUCCAAGAAGCUAUGCAGAUGCAAGUUGAAGCAGAAAGAAAGAAAAGGGCCGCUAUUCUGGAAUCAGAAGGUAUCCGUGAGGCAGAUAUCAAUGUAGCAGAAGGGAAAAAGCGAUCUAAAAUCCUCGCCUCAGAGGGAGAUCAGCAGGAACAAAUCAAUCAAGCGCAGGGUGAGGCACAGGGACUAUUGUCCCGUGCCCAGGCGAGAGCUAAGAGUUUGGAGCUCUUGUCUGCAGCGCUUGAGAAUAAGAAUGGUAUGAAUGCAGCAUCGUUGAACGUGGCUGAACUUUACGUUGCUGCUUUUCAGCAAUUAGCAAAAACAAACAACACUCUGAUCUUACCUGCCACCUGUAAUGAUGUCACCCAAAUGGUCGGACAGGCUAUGACCAUGUACAAAACUUUGGCCCGGAAAUCAGAUGACUCCAACACCACACCUGGUCAUGGUAUAUCGAAACCAGAUGGACGCACUGUCGAUCAACUUGCGGAAUACUACAGCGACGAUGAUGAUAAGCCUAAACAUUGAUUCCUUUUGCAGCAGAACCGACUAAUACAACCAAAAAUUCAGUAUCAA